UCAAUCCCAUUUUAUUAUCCAUAUAAAUUGUGUGAGUGUGCUUUCGCUAGUAGAAACAAACAUUACUCUCAAAUUAUAUUUAUUUAAUUGGCAAAUAAAUAAGUGAAAUUAAUCAGAAUGGCAAACAAGAGUCCACUUUCAAUCCAAGACAUCCUGAAAUCCAUCGAACGAUACAAUCCAGAGCAUUUGCCAACAUUGGAGAAUCAUGUGCGCGAACAAGCGAAGGGAAAUACUUAUGAUUUGGAAGUGAAUUUGGCCGUUUUAAAAUCAUACCAAUUCGACCCGACACUAUUGAAUUUGGAAAUCACAAAUUUGAUUUUACUCAAGGCACUCACCAAUUUGCCACACACCGAUUUUACAUUAUGCAAAUGUCUUUUGUUGCCAGCCCAAAUGGAAGAUUCAACCAUCAGCGAUAUCAUUGAAUUGGCUGACAUUUUGGAAAAAUGCGAUUUUGAAUUGUUCUGGUCAAAAAUCCUAUCCACACCCGAUUUGAUUGUAAAUGUUAAUGGUUUCUUCGAUUCGAUUCGUAAAUUUGUUUGCAAUGUCAUCAAUAUCACAUUCCAAAACAUUUCGGCUGACUACUUGAAGCGAUUGUUGGGAGAUAUUAAUGGCAAUGCAUUUAAUCACUGGGUCAAGAAAUACGGCUGGAAAGAUGAAGGUGAUGUGAUUGUUAUCACAAAACAAGACGAAAACAUCAAGACAAAGAACAUUACCGAAAAGAUUGCCUUCGAGAGCCUAAGCAACAUCAUGUCAAAAUGUUUGUAAAUGCACCAGAUACACGCUCACCAGAAGAUUACAUUUAUUUUACCCUCUUUCAUAACAACAACAAUAAAAAUCGUCCGAUAAACAUCGGACAAUGAAAAAAAGAA
Molecule: messenger RNA, 869 nt
Organism: Contarinia nasturtii (swede midge)
Lineage: Eukaryota; Metazoa; Arthropoda; Insecta; Diptera; Cecidomyiidae
Gene: eIF3k
Product: eukaryotic translation initiation factor 3 subunit K
Exons: 3
Coding region: 118-765 (215 amino acids)
Biological process (GO): regulation of translational initiation
Cellular component (GO): cytoplasm; eukaryotic translation initiation factor 3 complex
Molecular function (GO): ribosome binding; translation initiation factor activity
Source: RefSeq, a predicted model, not a curated record